AUGACCAAGUCGUCGAAGAAGUCCGGGAUGACCCCAACGGUCAAAGACCAACUCCGCUCUCGCCUCGACGACGAAGACAGGGCGGACGACGCCACCCCUCUACACUUCAUGAUUGAGUUCUGGAGCCGCCUCCGAGCCGAGGCAGCCAACAGCCACUCCGUCGGGCUCGACGCCCUUGACCGACUGGUCCUCCGGCUCCUUGCCGACGACACUUCGCAGACCCCGUUGGAGAGUGCUGUCGUCAUUCCACCUUCCCCAGAAAGCAUGUCCGCUGGCCAGGUCCGAGAGCACUCCGUCUUCCAAGCACCGGUCACCCAAUCUCGUUCGGGUGACCGGUGCUUGGAAGACGGAGUCAAGCGAUCCAGCUCGCGUACACCCCUCAAGCCACCUCCAGCCAAGAAAAAGCGCACGUCCAAGAAGGCAAAAUCCAAGCCUCACUUCUCGGUUGAUCUCCCCACCGGCGUAGACGCCACCAUCGAGCGCAACCUGGAGCGCCUCGUAAAGAUCUCGGAGGGACAGGGUAAGACGCUGCCACGUAUGGCCUUCCCAUGGAAGGGCUACCGCGUCUGGUACGACCCCAAGUACCACCUCGAGCACGACUGGAAGCACUGGCGCUUCUGGAUGUGCUUUCGUCUUCGGUUUCUACCCCUCGCGCUGUAUCCGCCGUCGGAAUACGCUGCAGCUCACCGCAAGUUGAAGGCAAGCGCAUUUCGAGCUCGUCUGCAAUUGUUGAGCGCCUUUUUCGAAGAGAUGGGCUACUGCGGGAUGCUGACGGCGUUCGAAGACGCCGUCCACGACAAUCUUAUGUUGUUAGGAGGCAGGGCCGCCAAGAACGCUAGUGGAGCCGACGACGACUCCAAUUCUCCAGACCAAGAAGACCUCGGUGUCCUGCUCAAGCGUUACCGCCGUCGGUACGAUCAAGCUAUCGCCAAUGCCCUUGAUCCCUUCGAGGUGGGUAGCAGCGACUACCAUUCCAUCCCUGAACUUCUCAAGACGGGUCAAGCGAUAGACCCUACGCGCCUCAAGAACCUGCGACUUUCGGACAAGGCCCUGGCUCGCAUCGCUAUGGACGUUUCUGGCAGCAACCCUCCAAAAGAGAGCUGGGUCGGCAACCGCAACCGUGGCCCGUGGAAGGAGCAUCUCUCUGACCGCUCUCUCCGUGUGACUCAAGUCGAAGUCGCCAGGCUGCUGACUGCAGGCAAACCCGUGAUAGUGCACAAUGAUCGGCCGUUCCAGCCGUCCGAACAGGGGGAAGACGAUUCCGACUUCAAAGAAAACGGAGAGUUCAUCCCCUAA
Phytophthora infestans T30-4 is the source of this 1296-nucleotide messenger RNA. RefSeq lists its product as uncharacterized. The transcript has a single exon. The record is from RefSeq and is a predicted model, not a curated record. NCBI's taxonomy places the organism in Eukaryota, Oomycota, Peronosporomycetes, Peronosporales, Peronosporaceae. The coding region runs from base 1 to 1296 and encodes 431 amino acids.